This is a messenger RNA of Lentinula edodes (shiitake mushroom), 790 nucleotides long. RefSeq lists its product as uncharacterized. Gene Ontology annotation, cellular component: multimeric ribonuclease P complex; ribonuclease MRP complex. The transcript is spliced from 5 exons. The coding region runs from base 19 to 429 and encodes 136 amino acids. The record is from RefSeq and is a predicted model, not a curated record. Lineage: Eukaryota; Fungi; Basidiomycota; Agaricomycetes; Agaricales; Omphalotaceae. Gene Ontology annotation, biological process: endonucleolytic cleavage in ITS1 to separate SSU-rRNA from 5.8S rRNA and LSU-rRNA from tricistronic rRNA transcript (SSU-rRNA, 5.8S rRNA, LSU-rRNA); tRNA 5'-leader removal; tRNA 3'-end processing. Gene Ontology annotation, molecular function: ribonuclease MRP activity; ribonuclease P activity.
CUUAAGUUCUCCUUUGGAAUGACUUUCGACCAUCGUCGCGUUGAAAUAUUCACCGGACUCGACUUUCUGGACUCAAAACUCCAAAACGAAGCUCGCUGUCAUCCCUUUACUCAGCAAAUUGACUUGCUCUUUCCAUCAAAUGUGUCCUUCGAAACUGCCCUGGCAACUUCCUUGAAGGUUCCUCGAUACGCAAAAGGAAAAAUUUCUCUUUCCAAGAUUUUCACGGAGGGUGUAAACUUCGUCGAAAAAUAUUCUACGCGGAGCGGUAUUUCUUUCCUAAGCGCAGGCUCAGGACCUAAAUUCUCUCAUAAGGAAGAAGAUGUAUGGUGUAUUGACUAUCGAGGUGUCUUGACACUGUCUGUUUGUAAAGAUACCUAUAAUGGGUUGGGUCUGGUAGGCAAGCGCGUGGCGUUUGGCAAAGGAUGCUGAAUCCGUCAAGAUUCGAACACAACGGGAGGCAGCAUUGAAAAGAUGGGAAGAACGAAGAGCUCAGGAGAUAGGAUCACCGUUGUGGAACGUUCUUGCUUUCUCAGAGUCCAUGUCUCCCGAAGAACUUGAUACCGCUUUCCAAGUUUUCGUCAAGUAUCAAGUUGCCGCCCCCUUUGAAAUAGUAUCAGUACGCUAUCAGAAGGCUGUUUUGGAAGAUGUCCACGUUCCUGUUGUGCGAUUGACUCCUCGGCCUCGGCCUCAGAAUAAGUUGGGGCUCAAUCAACAGGGGGAGGAAGAUUGGUGUGAGACGAUGGAAGGCCUUUUUGAGUGGGUUGGUAUGGCUGAGCUUGGCGCCACAAGG